UGUGAAUUCUCGCAUUUGGCUUCCACCACCAUUUUCAACCGGCCCUAAAAGCUUGAAUCGAAGAGGCUAAGAGACGGCGCCGCCGCUGUCCACCUCGACAUAGCCACUGCUACAGUGCUACGUCUUGGCCCUCGUUUUUGCAUCUCUUCCUCUCAUACACCUAGGGUUGCGUACAUACUCAUAUAUCUAGAUUCAGUUUCUCUGUAUUUAGGCACAUACAUUUUGUUUCUUCUAGCUGACAGAAAUGGCACCUAAGGUAUCAAAGGCCGAUAAGAAAAUCGCUUACGACAAGAAGCUCUGCAAUUUGCUCGAUGAGUACACACAGGUGUUGGUGGCGGUGGCGGACAACGUCGGCUCCACUCAGCUGCAGAACAUUCGGAGCGCGCUUAGGGGAGAUUCGGUGGUUCUGAUGGGUAAAAAUACUAUGAUGAAGAGGUCGAUCCGAAUCCACUCUGAGAACACUGGGAACAAAGCUAUCCUUGCCCUAAUUGAUCUCCUUGUUGGGAACGUUGGACUAAUCUUCACUAAGGGUGACUUGAAGGAAGUGACUGAAGAGGUUGCCAAGUUCAAGGUUGGAGCACCUGCUCGUGUUGGUUUGGUAGCCCCGAUUGAUGUCAUUGUCCCACCUGGGAAUACGGGUCUCGAUCCGUCGCAGACAUCUUUCUUCCAGGUUCUUAACAUUCCCACCAAGAUUAACAAGGGUACUGUCGAAAUCGUCACCCCUGUGGAGCUCAUCAAGAAGGGUGACAAAGUGGGUUCAUCUGAAGCUGCACUUCUUUCGAAACUCGGAAUCAGGCCAUUCUCUUAUGGUCUAGUUGUCACCAAGGUUUACGACAACGGUUCCGUUUUCAGCCCUGAGGUUCUUGACUUGACCGAAGAUGACUUGAUUGGCAAGUUUGCUAUGGGUGUUUCCAUGGUUACCUCGUUGGCUCUGGCCAUCUCUUACCCAACCCUAGCUGCUGCACCGCAUAUGUUCAUCAAUGCGUACAAGAAUGUCUUGGCUGUGGCCGUUGCAACUGAUUAUUCCUUCCCACUUGCCGAUAAAGUCAAGGAGUAUCUUGCUGACCCUAGCAAGUUUGCUGUUGCAGUCGCUGCUCCUGCCGCUGCUGGUUCGGGUGCUGCACCUGCUGCUGCUGCCGCCAAGGAAGAGGAGAAGAAAGAAGAACCUGCCGAUGAAUCAGAUGAUGACCUUGGUUUCAGUCUUUUCGAUUAAGUUUAAUGUUUGUGCCGUUUAAUGACUUUCCCGUAUCAAUUUUUGCAAUUUGACUUGUUUAUUUUUUGUGGAUGUUAGUUUUCUCAGUUUCUCGACUGUGUUUUUAUUUAAGACCGUAUUUUGCAGUUAUAUGUUCUAGAUAUUAUUGCAUUUUUGCUUA
Molecule: messenger RNA, 1373 nt
Organism: Erythranthe guttata (spotted monkey flower)
Lineage: Eukaryota; Viridiplantae; Streptophyta; Magnoliopsida; Lamiales; Phrymaceae
Product: large ribosomal subunit protein uL10z
Biological process (GO): ribosomal large subunit assembly; ribosome biogenesis; cytoplasmic translation
Cellular component (GO): cytosolic large ribosomal subunit
Molecular function (GO): large ribosomal subunit rRNA binding; structural constituent of ribosome
Source: RefSeq, a predicted model, not a curated record